UUCUUAUACCGCCAUGCUUGCUUUUGCUGAUUUCGUCUUUACCACCGUUUACCAUGCUCCCCAGAAUUGCCUCUCGUGCCGCUAGUACUCAUGUCCCUCGUGGCCUUUCUGCCAUCCUCCAAAAGAAUCCAGACGACGUCGUCAUCACCUUCGCCAAGCGUACCCCCGUUGGUCGGGCAAGGAAGGGCCAGCUCAAGGAUGUCCCUGUCGACGAGAUGCUCCACGCCCUCUUCAAGGCUUCCCUCCAAGAAAUAAAACUGGAUCCAGCCAAGAUAGACGAUAUAUGUGUCGGUACGUGCCAUCCGCCAUCGCCUUUGUAUGUCUCUAGAGCAGCUGCGAUGGCCGCUGGGAUCCCCAAUCACGUCCCAAUAUCUACCGUGAAUCGACUAUGUUCCUCUGGUUUGAUGGCUAUUCGGAAUAUUGCCCAUGCCAUCAAGGCUGGCGAAAGUGCACUUGGGCUGGCUGCUGGUGUCGAGAGCAUGAGUCUCAACCCAAGACCUACUCCCGAGGUCUCUGCUCCAGUUGCUGAAAAUGCGGAGGUCCAAGAUUGUAUCCAACCUAUGGGUUGGACUUCUGAAAUGGUAGCCGAGACUUACAAGGUCUCUCGUCAGAAGCAAGAUGAAUAUGCUCUCAUUUCUCAUACACGGGCCAGUGAAUCCAUAGCCAAAGGUAUAUUCAAAGACGAAAUCAUUCCCAUCUCUAUCAGAGGCAACACUAUCUCCACCGACGACACGGUCCGUCCGGGAGUUACCCUGGAGUCUUUGUCAGGUCUAAAGUCCGCCUUCCCUAACUGGGGUGAAGCCUCGACGACUGCUGGUAACGCCAGCGGUGUUGGAGAUGGCGCCGCUUUGUGCGUCCUCACGACGCGAGAGAAUGCCGAGCUAGAGGGCAUGGACAUCGUGGCUAAAUGGGUUAGCAGUACGAUCGUCGGUGUCGAACCCAAGUACAUGGGUAUCGCCCCCAUCUAUGCCAUCCCCAAGCUGCUAAACCAAGUCGGUCUGACGAAGGAAGAGGUUGAUAUCUACGAGAUUAACGAGGCUUUCGCGUCACAGUUUGCUUACUGUGUGGAGCAACUGGAUAUACCUAUUGAGAAAAUUAACCCCAACGGCGGUGCUAUCGCCAUAACACACCCUCUUGGCAUGACCGGUGUCCGCCAGGUCGUCACAGGUUUGGCUGAACUGAAGCGCAAGGACCAGAAGCUCCUUGUAACGAGCAUGUGUAUAGGAAGUGGUAUGGGAGCCGCUGGUAUCUUUGUUAACGAGGCUCGCCAUUGAUUGUUCCGACAAUUUCACACACUGGGUGUAAUGUCAAUCAUAAUACAAAUGGCUAUCUAUACCAAGCCAAGUAUGGCACCAC
Guyanagaster necrorhizus is the source of this 1356-nucleotide messenger RNA. RefSeq names its product 3-ketoacyl-CoA thiolase. Gene Ontology annotation, biological process: fatty acid beta-oxidation; phenylacetate catabolic process. Gene Ontology annotation, molecular function: acetyl-CoA C-acyltransferase activity. The transcript is spliced from 8 exons. Gene Ontology annotation, cellular component: peroxisome. The record is from RefSeq and is a predicted model, not a curated record. NCBI's taxonomy places the organism in Eukaryota, Fungi, Basidiomycota, Agaricomycetes, Agaricales, Physalacriaceae. The coding region runs from base 54 to 1274 and encodes 406 amino acids.